AUGGCCUCGUCCUCUUUCAGAGACUCCAUGAAUUCCCUCGGGUGGUCACGCCGCGAUCCGGACGUCCCCAUCAACACUGCUCAGCAGACUGGGCUGUUAUCGUCUAUCAAGUCACUGAACCCAUUCGGAGAUGGUGGCUAUGUUAGACUCCCGACAGUUGAAGGUGCUGGAGCACCACUCCCUGCUCGAACUCGAAGAGAGGAAGAAGAAGGGUGGUUUGCUUUGAGUAGGUGGGACCGAAUAUUGAUAUUCAGCGGCUGCAAUCUUGGGGCACUUGCCUGCUUCGUCCUCUGUUUUGCUCUGUGGCCAAUCAUGAUGGGAAGGCCACGCAAAUUCGCUAUCCUAUGGUCUUUAGGGUCAGCCUUGUUCCUAGCAUCAUGGGCUGCCAUGAUGGGACCUUGGAAUUAUGUCUCGCACCUGAUGUCAACACCACGUCUGCCUUUUACUGCGGCGUAUUUUGGAUCUAUAGCUCUUACGCUAUACUUCAGUCUAGGUCUCGGAAGUAAUAUUCUCACUUUGAUAUCAUCACUCGUGCAACUUGCAUGCUUGAUAUGGUACCUCGUCAGCUAUUUCCCAAUGGGGUCAAGUGGAUUGAGACUGGCAACAAGCUUCGGCGCUCAGAGAGCCGCCGCAUGGAUGACAGGCUGA
Messenger RNA from Hyaloscypha bicolor E, 648 nucleotides. Its product is annotated as SFT2-domain-containing protein. The transcript is spliced from 5 exons. The record is from RefSeq and is a predicted model, not a curated record. Gene Ontology annotation, cellular component: membrane. Lineage: Eukaryota; Fungi; Ascomycota; Leotiomycetes; Helotiales; Hyaloscyphaceae. The coding region runs from base 1 to 648 and encodes 215 amino acids. Gene Ontology annotation, biological process: vesicle-mediated transport.